Messenger RNA from Staurois parvus, 312 nucleotides. Lineage: Eukaryota; Metazoa; Chordata; Amphibia; Anura; Ranidae. The record is from the annotation of a GenBank genome assembly.
UUAUAUUAGUGCAGAACACUGUACCUUUAAUUUAAAUGCCCUUGGAGUCUGCUGGGGGAGAGAAAUAAUACUGUCAGUCAGUAUGACAUGCAGAUGAGUGCCGUCGAUCUUAGAAUCACCGCACACUUCACUCAUUUGGGCAGUCACGGGGCCAAAACCAGAAAGAAGAAGAAGAGGAUGAGGAUGAGGAUGAAGAAGAAGAAGAAGAAGAAGAAAAGAAGAAGAAUGAGGAUGAGAUGAUGAAGAAGAAGAAAAAGAAGAGGAUGAGGAUGAAGAAGAAGAAGAAGAAGAAGUAGGAUGAAAAUAAGAAGA